Schizophyllum commune H4-8 is the source of this 741-nucleotide messenger RNA. RefSeq names its product class I glutamine amidotransferase-like protein. The transcript has 4 exons. Lineage: Eukaryota; Fungi; Basidiomycota; Agaricomycetes; Agaricales; Schizophyllaceae. Bases 1 to 741 code for a protein of 246 amino acids. The record is from RefSeq and is a predicted model, not a curated record.
AUGGCCUCCAAGAUCCUCAUUGUCUUCACCUCUUGCGACAAGCUUCCCAACGGCAGCGAAGCUGGAUGGUACCUUCCCGAGGCGGCCCACCCCUACUACGUUUUGUCGCCGUCCUUCACCAUCGACUUCGCAUCGCCAAAGGGCGCAAACCCUCCCGUAUCUCAAGGGAGCGUCGAACUCUUCAAGGAGGACGCAGAGAGCGUGCAGUUCCUGGCAGACGAGAUCGUGAAGCAGAAGCUCGCCUCCGCCAAGAUACUGUCUGAGGUCAACCCGGACGACUAUGCCGCCGUCUUCUACGUUGGCGGCCACGGGCCGUGCAUCGACCUUCCGAACGACGAGACCAACAUCAAGCUCGCCAACUCUUUCUGGCGCGCGGGCAAGAUUGUCUCCGCUGUCUGCCACGGGCCUGCCGCGCUCGUCAGGAUCACCGACGCCUCUGGCCAAUCCAUCUUCAAAGGCCGCCGCGCGACGUGCUUCACGGUCGCUGAGGAAAAAAUCCUCGGUACCGUUGACGCCAUCCCCUUUCAGCCCGAGGAGACGCUCAAGGAGCUUGGGGCGCAGUUUGAGAAUGCGGGGCCAUUCGAGGUGAACUUGUGUUUCUCGAGUGUUACCUUGGGGAAGGGAAAGCUGACGAUUGUCUCUCAGUCGAAGGUCGUCGUUGACGGGCGGCUUCUUACUGGGCAGAACCCAGCUUCGUCUCGUGCUCUUGCGGAGGAGGUUUUGAAGGCGCUGAAAGGCUGA